AUGCAUCCUCCGAAAUGGGGUUCUCGAGACGGCGAAUUCGACAGACCUAAUCACCGUAAUGCUCCGCCCGGUCGAGCUGGACUUCGUAUAUCUAUGUCAACAUCGCGAGCGAACACGCGACGACCGCGGACGCAAGAAUCUAUGGAGCGUCGCCCACUGGAACUCAGCCCUCAAGACUUACCCCGUCCACGGUUCCCGAUCAAUGGGCCUGCCGAUGAAAACGCGCCCCGUUCAAGCGUCAACUCGGGCGAGACCUCGCGCUCCAGUACCGAGCAGGCAAGCGGAACAGAGCGCAGCAGUGUCUUGACCAAGAGCAGCUCCUUCACAGAUCUCUCGCCAGACACCCCGGACGCGCCUUACGGGAUGGACAAUGGAAUGAGCGUUGAAGACGCGAUCUCUAUGUAUCUCGAUGGCUUCAGCGACGUGACUGAAGAGCCCCCUUCACCAAAAUCUCAUGCGGAAAGUAAAGCGCCAUCAAUAACGCCCCCACCGUCACGCGAUGCACCACUGGAUGAUGUGCAAUCAAACUUUACACAAUUGGACGACGUUCCCCCGAUACCUCCAUUACCAGAGUCAACACCCAAAAGCACAUAUCCUGAGCCGGUGUUGCAAGAUUUGACGUUCUUGCCCAAUUUAACAUACUCGGAACCGACACCUUUACAACCUAUACUUCCAGAAUCUCCACCAGACUUUACACCACUUGAACCCGCACUAUUGGAAUCCUCAGCGGAACCUUCGUUAUUGGAUCCCAUAACACCAGAGUGCCCGACAUCAGAUCUUACUCAGCCUGAAUCUCCGGUAGCUGAAGCUCCACCCGCACAUCAACGGCAGCCCUCAAAGGUGUUCAUUCCAGGAUUAGUGCCUCCGCGGUUCUUACCUGGGGUCGGCCCUCGAGACGAAUACGGUUUCCGGAAAGCGACUCAAUACGUGACCUUGGAUGAGCACGAGGCCUGGAAAGGUCCUUAUUCAAACCAUGUGGAACAUCGGAGAUUAAAAUGGAUUGAGAUGCUCAAGGAGCAUGGGCUGCCCACGGUAGACCCAACCACUUUCCCACCGCAGUCUUCCAAGGUGAAGCGAUUUGUGCGCAAAGGAAUUCCCCCCGAAUUCCGAGGUGCGGCUUGGUUCUUUUAUGCCGGCGGGUACGAGCUUUUGAACCGAAACCUGGGCCACUACGAUCAACUGGUGGAGAGUGCGAUGAAAUCGCCGAGCAAUGACGACAAGGAGCACAUUGAGCGUGAUCUCCACCGCACAUUCCCCGACAAUCUUCACUUCAAGCCAGAGAUGCCUGAACAAACAGAGAACUCGGGGAGCAGUAACCCCAAUUACUCUAAUGUCACCACGGAGACACAAAUGAUCCAGUCGCUGCGCCGCGUCCUGUAUGCCUUUGCGCUGCAUAAUUCCAAAAUCGGAUACACCCAGUCUCUUAAUUUUAUCACGGGGAUGCUUCUGCUAUUCCUGCCCGAAGAAAAAGCAUUCUGGAUGCUUCACAUCAUCGCUUCAGACUACUUGCCUGGUACCCACGAGAUUAGUCUGGAAGGCGCGAACAUUGACCUCUGGAUUCUCAUGGUCCUGCUCAGGGAUUCUAUGCCGGGCAUUUAUUCCAAGAUCGCCGCAAUGGGAGGUACCCCGUCAGGACGGGGCAAGAUGCCUCCUCUGACUGUGAAUUCUCGCCUGCCGGACAUUACCCUCGGACUGACCAACUGGCUUAUGUCGGUCUUCAUUGGGACUCUGCCCCUGGAGACUACACUCCGAGUUUGGGACGCGUUCUUCUACGAGGGCUCGAAGACCUUUUUCCGCGUCUCCUUGGCCAUCUUCAAAGCCUGCGAGCGCGAUAUUCUGAGCGUAACGGAUCCCAUGGAGGCAUUCCAGGUCGUGCAGACCGUCCCUAAGAAACUGCUGGAUGCCAAUACGCUAAUGGACGAGUGCUUUAUUCGCCGGCACCGAGUUGGUCAAGGCCGCAUUGAGGAGUUACGCGCUCAACGCCGGACUGCCGUCCGCCAAGAGAAGCUGCGACGAUCGGUCGCCUUCGCUAAAGGCCAUCUGCAUCCCUCCACGGACGACUUCACUGGCCGAGCGCGCACCCCAAUCCCAGGCAUUGAGCACCGGGUCGUAGGUUCCUGGCGGCACCUGAAACAGCACACAUUCCGAUGA
This is a messenger RNA of Penicillium canescens, 2151 nucleotides long. Its product is annotated as putative GTPase activating protein (Gyp3). The transcript has a single exon. Bases 1 to 2151 code for a protein of 716 amino acids. The record is from RefSeq and is a predicted model, not a curated record. NCBI's taxonomy places the organism in Eukaryota, Fungi, Ascomycota, Eurotiomycetes, Eurotiales, Aspergillaceae.